Naegleria lovaniensis is the source of this 1221-nucleotide messenger RNA. RefSeq lists its product as uncharacterized. The transcript is spliced from 2 exons. Gene Ontology annotation, cellular component: mitochondrial inner membrane. Lineage: Eukaryota; Heterolobosea; Eutetramitea; Acrasida; Naegleriidae. The record is from RefSeq and is a predicted model, not a curated record. Gene Ontology annotation, molecular function: ATP:ADP antiporter activity. Gene Ontology annotation, biological process: mitochondrial ADP transmembrane transport; mitochondrial ATP transmembrane transport. The coding region runs from base 1 to 1221 and encodes 406 amino acids.
AUGUCUUCUCAAUCAUCGGACGACCAAAAAUCACCAUCCAGAAACAAGGAUGAUCAUCGUGAGGAUGAUAUUCAAAAUCGAUCUCUAUCCUCAACUCUACCAAACAACAAUCAACCACCAACACCAAUCACUCUCACAGAGAACCAAAAAAAGACAAUUCAAACCUUACAAUCCAUACCUCCGGGAGCUGUACAAUCCAUCUUUGGAGUCAUGAUGGCAGCAGAAGUUAUAGGUGCUCGUGUAUUCCUUCAUCCUAUUGAUCGUAUUUUGACCAUUCUUCAAACUCAACAUUCUUUACCAUCGGCUUACAAGAGCCUUGUAACUCAAGUUACGUAUUCUGCAUCGGGAGAGGUAAUUGCAAGAAGUUCUGUGACUCCAUUCCGAGGAGCCAUUGAUGCUAUUAAACAAUUACCAAAAGAUCGAACUUUAUGGAGAGGCUUAAUGCCUGAUAUUUAUGGCCGAAUUUUUGGAAAAUAUCUUCAAUUGUUCGUGGGAGACCAAGUCCAACGCGCUCUGUCACCAAUGCUUUCUCGAGAGGAAAAUCCUUCAGCAUCCAUUCAAAAAUACUUGGGACUAGUAUUACUUUCUGGAGGUAUUGGAGGUUUAGCAAGCUUGGCAAUCACUUAUCCCAUGGCUGUUAUUUCAGCCCGAAUGCAAGCCAACAUGAUUCCUAUUAAGGAAACUGCCAUGAGCUUUGAAGGUUCGCUCUCACCAAUUAUUCAUCGAGAUAAUUUUAGUGGAGUUUGGCCAGCAUUGAAAUCACUGGUUAGGAGUGAAGGUUUUUCAGGAUUAUUCCGUGGUUUUUGGACAGCCAUGCCAGGAGUGUCUCUUUAUCGUGGCGUACAGUUUGCCAUGUUUGAUUUUAUUCGGAAAACUGGUAUUGAGAAACAAUUGAACUUUUUCCAAAUGAUGCUCUUGUCACAAUCUGUGGUUCUUACAGCUGGAACUGUACAUUAUCCAUUUUUAGUAAUUAGUCGCAGGUUGAUGACACAGGCUGGAUUCCGUUUCAAUAAUAGCAACACUGGACUCAUGAGCUCGUUUUCCACAGAAGAACCUGUAUUUUAUAAGGGAGGCUUAGAUGCUUUUAAACAAAUUUGGAAACAAGAAGGUAUUAGAGGAUUUUAUCGUGGAUACACCUUCUACUUGGUUAGGAGUUAUGCAUUGGGAUUAUUCUUUGCAUUAGUGGGAGCAAGCUCUAUGGCUCAUGGAGUUCAUCAUUAG